This is a messenger RNA of Mercenaria mercenaria, 1701 nucleotides long. Its product is annotated as protein suppressor of hairy wing-like. The record is from RefSeq and is a predicted model, not a curated record. Bases 121 to 1701 code for a protein of 526 amino acids. The transcript is spliced from 8 exons. NCBI's taxonomy places the organism in Eukaryota, Metazoa, Mollusca, Bivalvia, Venerida, Veneridae.
CUCCCUUCAUAGAUAUCACUUCUUACGCUAAAGUCGAGGUGAAAAGUGAGCGGGCAUGUAAUUUAAAGAAUACAGAUUUAUUUGAUUAAAUAUAGUUACAGUCGGUGCUCAGGUGUGGCUAUGGAGAUCAGUGAGGAAGAUGACAACCUUGGACAGUUUAUGGAGGUAGUCACAAUGUACAGGUGUAAAUUCUGUGUGUUCACUGCACCUGGUGCAAAAGAGAUGACACAGCAUGUCAAAAGUGUGCAUGUCAGAAAACCAACAUUUCCUGAAAGUACUAUAGGUAUGACCAGUGUCACCCAGACAAAUCAGGCAGUUGUAAGCAUAGUGAAGCCUUUGCCUGGAAACCAUGUACUUAAGACUGAGGAAACCCAGGUAUUGGCUGCUGAUGCAUACAGACAGACAGACACAUUGGAGUCAAUAGCUGCCGAUGUCAGUUAUGAACAAAGUGGGUUUAAUUCAUCAAACAAUGGUUCACAAGAAAUAUUUACAGCUAUGUCCUCGAUGAACAUGCCAAUAGGGACAAACAAUUCUUCUCCACAGAAUGUGAUUAUUACAUUAACUAAUAACAAUGAUCAAGCUAUUAUUGAGUCAGGUCAACCGGACAUUGUACCGGAAGAGAACAAUACUGAACCACAGAUUGGUGAUUACCAGUUUAUUUGCCAGAACUCAAAUGGGCAGUAUGUUUUACAAAAUUCAGAGAAUGUUCAGAUAGGGGACAAUGGAACGGUGCAUGUUUUAGUGCAAGAUUCUAGUACAGGACCUCCAGAAACUACAGAUGCACUGACGGAAAACAUGGGGGAAAGUUACGUUGUGGCAGGGAGCCUAAAUGAACAACCUGGUCUAGAUACAGAACUUGACCAACAGACUCGAAAUACAGCAGAGGAUGACCUGGAUGAAGUGAAGCAGACGGAAAACCAGGAUGAUGUCAUCACAAAGGAGUUGUAUCUCUGUGGAAAUUGUAGUGAGGGAUUUGCUUCCAUUCAGGCAUGUAAAGAUCAUAUGACAAAUGUUCAUGAGGUGACAGACUUUCAAACAAGUUGUAGAGUAGAUGCUGGCACUCAAGUUGAACCUAAAAAGAAACCUGGACGGAAGAAAAAAUCUGAACUCAUUGAGCAAAUUAAGACAGAGCCGGAGGAAAUAGUGAUGUCAGAAUCUGACGAGGACUGGGCGGAACAGUUGAUGUCAUACUCAACACGAAGUCGCCGGAAGAGAAAACCCCCACAGGCAUUAAAGAACGACUAUUACCUUGGUAGAACAAAAAGAAAAGAACAGAAAAAGAGAGAACCCAAAGACCUUAACACUAAAUGUGAAAAGGAAGGUUGUACAUUACGAUUCAAAGAUGAAGAAACAAUGAGACAACAUUUACAGUGUCAUAUAGACGAUGCUGGUGUAACAGGUCCACAAUUCAAGUGUACAGCAUGUGAGGAGACGUUUGAUACCUGGAGAGUCGCGAGAAUUCAUAUGUGGAAGAUACACAGAAUCAGUAUAGACAUGAUCAGUUGCCCUCUCUGUGAUCUCUACAAAACAGAUGCACCUUCAAAACUAAAGAUUCACUUGGAGACACAUGGUUCAGAACGUCCCUAUGCCUGCCCUGUUUGUGGUAAAGCAUUUAAACAAUUUGCUCAGAUGAAGAAUCAUGAAACUUGUCACCUCUCACAAGAUAUUGUCAACUCGAAGGAGAUGUCAGACAGAUGGUGA